AGUCAGCUCUUUAACGGUCGGAGCGCUUCAGUUGCCCACUUUCGUGGUCUUCUUUCCGCUGAAACUGAGUAACCACUGUCUCAGCAUGUCCCACGAACCCGGCAACGAAACAACCGCGAACCACCACUACCAUGGUGUCGAGCAAGUGCCGUCUCGAGCUGUGAGCCGUAUGGAAGAGGAGGAGGGGCUGGAAUCUGACAGCGACAGCGACAACAAUAGCCGCCAGUCUACUGAUCCUUCAAUCGGGCUCGCCGACUGGCUGCUUGCAACCCUUGAUACCUGGCUCCACGAGGUUAUUGCGACAGUAUUCAGCCUGGCCUGCUUUGCUUCCAUCGUCGGUGUUCUGGUAGCGUACGACCAGGAACCAACGCCGAGUCUGUCGUACGGACUGACACUCAACGCCAUCAUUUCUAUCUUAGCCACGGCAUCCAAGUCUUCCCUCGUAUUCACCAUUGGAGAAUGUAUCGGGCAGCUGAAAUGGGUCUGGUUCCACAAAAGUCCGAGGCAGGUGGAUGACAUGCAGUUAUUCGACAGCGCCAGCAGAGGCCCGCUUGGAUCAUUGACGGUUAUAUUCAAGCAUAGGGGACAGUCUCUCGUGUCUCUUGGUGCAAUCGUGAUAAUACUGGCACUCGCCUUUGAGCCGUUUCUCCAGCAGAUCGUGACUUAUCCAAUCCGAAUCACCGCUGAUGCGUCCACCCCCAUCGUCGCUACAGCUAAACAAGUCCCUUAUAUUCUUCCAACUCAGUUAGACUCGCCUGCUUCCAUUGUCUAUAAAGCACAAUGGUCUGAUCGUGAGGGCGAUAUCGAACCCCCAGCUUGCCCCACGGGGAACUGCACUUGGUCACCCUUUGAAUCCAUUGGGUUGUGCCACAAGUGCGAAGACAUCACUGCAUUGACGACAGUCCAAUGUAAACCGGUUUUUCUAAACACAAGCAGGCAGUAUUUGGGCGAGGAACAGUCAUGCUUUGUUAGUCCACCAAAAGGAUACGGCUACGAUAUUACCGUCACCUAUUCAUCCACCACCAGCGACGGCAUAGCGAUAUUUGACAAACGUGACGGGAAUGACCUGUGGUUUGAGGUUAUAUCCCCUCACCACGCAGUGUGGUCGCCGUUCAGCCUCGACGGCCCCGGCCCUGGUCUUACAUUCAACAACUAUACAUAUGCCGGUAUCGCGAACCCUCAGCUGGUCAUGGCGCAUGCGGAAUUCAGUCUCCCAGCGAACUACUCGCUGCGCUCGACUGCCAGGUUAGAUAUAGGGCCGGACUUGAAGGUCACAAAGGCCACGCAGUGCGCCCUGACAGUGUGCCUGCAAGAGUACGAGAUCUCCGUUUCGAACGGCGCUGUUUCAUCCAACACCACUUCAGCUGACUUCGGCGAGAUCCUAUACGUUGACGUCACUAAUGGAAGCGUAUACGCCGAGUUCCCCGAGGAAAAGGCCAAAGAUAGUGAUUCAGGUCGCCUGGGCAGCAUGGGCCUUACCAGAUUCUGGAAACCGGCAAAUAGACCCGGAACCGAUAUCACACUCAGCAACACAUCGUCGAUUUGGCUAAAUGCGUCCGAGUUUGCUUUUGAACCGCCAGCACUUACGGCCUUAUCAACCUAUAUUGGGGGCGACUCCGCGUCUCGUUUGCUGAUAACGCAGAAUUCUUCACAACAAGACCUCGGGUAUGAGGAAACAGACCCAGCUAUUCUCAAAACCAUCGAAAACGGACUCGAGCACACGAUGGGGAAAAUCGCUAGCUCCUUGACACGGUCUGCAAUGAAGCACAGCAACACCCAAGUCAACGGCACCAUAUCCUCGGCGAAAGUCUACGUGUCCGUGAACUGGGCCUGGAUUAUCCUCCCCGCGGCCCUGCAGGCACUGGGCGUGGCUUUUCUGGUGUUGACCAUUUUCACGAAUAGACGGCGACGACUGCAAUUGUGGAAGACGUCGCUCCUGGCUGUGCUUUUCCACGGUCUGGAUGGCUGGAGGAGUGUGGAUGACAGGCACGCAACUGUCAGUCAGAUGGAGUGGGAUGCGCAGGGGUUGGAGGUAGAAUUGAAGGCUGCAGGGGAGGGGAAGGACCUUAUGCUGAGAGGUGUUGAAUCCUAGCAUAUGCAGUAUGAUAACGCAGUGUUGUAGUCUGUAUUAUAGUUAGGGCUCAAUAUAGUAGUCUUGCUAGUGUCAGCUUUGACGGCAAUAUAUGUUAAUUCCAUUAAUUGCACCGCAUCCGAGACUCAGUGCGAC
Aspergillus versicolor CBS 583.65 is the source of this 2227-nucleotide messenger RNA. Its product is annotated as DUF3176 domain-containing protein. The transcript has a single exon. The record is from RefSeq and is a predicted model, not a curated record. Bases 86 to 2092 code for a protein of 668 amino acids. Lineage: Eukaryota; Fungi; Ascomycota; Eurotiomycetes; Eurotiales; Aspergillaceae.